CGUGGGUUCAUCGAUUUUUGGUGGGUCAGUUCGGGGAUUAAUCUCCAAGGCCCAUGAGGAGUGGUUUGUGUAUUGUGUUGCUUGAAUAAUUGCAACAAUGAAGGUCAGGACUGCCCAGGAGAUGGAGGAGGAACGUGUGAGGACCCUCUACAUUCGUCUGCCCCAUCAGAUCAAAAACAUGGACGACAUCCGUGACCUCAUCUUCGGGGAUGUCGAAAUAAAAUUGCCCAGACAAUCGGGGAGACACUGCCACAUCAUCUUCCCGAGUGUCGAGGAGAAGCUGAAGAACAUGAAAGCCCUGAAGAAGAAACUCAUCGACAACAAACACAUAUUUCUUAGUCACGCCAAGGUCAAGGAGCUAGACGUCAAGCUUGAGAAGAGGAAGAAGUUGAAAAAAGUGAAAUCUGUUGUGAUUGAUAAACCCAAGGAUGAGGAGAAAGUCACGAAAAUCUGCUUCCUUCAUAAUAUUCCAAAUGCCGCGAGUGUCAAGGAACUCAAGGCGUUAUUUCCAGAAGCCAAGAAUGUUGCUAUACUCUAUAAACAGAGGCUCAAAAAUCACAUCGAGGGAAGAACUGGAAUUAUUAAAUUUCGUGACCUCCACACAGCUGCUGCGUACUUGAAGAAGGAACGUCCAAUGCCGCUCUGCAGGGGAAUCCAGCUGGAGAUUCACAGGGACAAGAGGAGGCAGAAGAGAAGGAAGAAGGCAGAAUCACUGAAAAUUUAUGGCGUGGAUAAGGACGAGGGUGAGGCGAAGAAUGAGGCGAUUAAAAGCGCAUCAGAGGACGAGGUCAAGAGUGAGUCUGAGGAGGAGGACGACGUGGAGGAGGUGCAAUCACCUGGGGAGCCAGACAGUGAGGGCAGUAGUGAGGAGGAAUAAUUUAUAGAUCCCCUCCCACCGAUAAACUGGUACAUCCAUUAAUUCGAGAGUUACAACAGAGACAAGUGCACGUUGAACGUGAGAGGAUGAAUAAAUAUUUUAGAAUUCUAGGAUGUUUGAUAAUUAUAGACUAAUCAACUCCCACUAUAAUUCUGUUUAAUUAUUUAUAUAAUACUUUCAAUAUUUCUUUUGUUUUUCGUUGAGUAUCAUGUGCAUAGACUUGGAAAUAAUGAAAUAAAGUUUGUGUUCUCUAAGAA
Fopius arisanus is the source of this 1134-nucleotide messenger RNA. RefSeq lists its product as uncharacterized. NCBI's taxonomy places the organism in Eukaryota, Metazoa, Arthropoda, Insecta, Hymenoptera, Braconidae. The record is from RefSeq and is a predicted model, not a curated record. Gene Ontology annotation, molecular function: nucleic acid binding. The transcript is spliced from 4 exons. Bases 98 to 877 code for a protein of 259 amino acids.